AUGGAAAUGGAAGAGCCGAUAAGUUGUUUGACUUCUCCAGAGCAAAGAUUGAUCGAAGAGCGGUAAGUCCUAACCCUUGAUCCUUGAUUUUCCCCCUAUUCUUAUCUUCACUUCAGAUUCUACAUCAACGGAGUGUUCGGCACAGUCAUCGCAGUGUUUGGAGUGAUUGCCAACGGCUUCCUUGCAACUCUUUUUUUAACCCGAACAAUAUAUCGGUGAGUGCUCUUUCUCCUGCUCUCUUGCGAUAGUCGUGGGGCACCUGCCCGGGGCCACUGGUCAUCCGCCUCGCUUCAAUUUUGCUGAUUGGAAGGGAAAGGUCGGAGAGGAGGAAAACGAAAACGUUUGCAAAAGAGCCGGGUUCACGGGCGUUAGUCUCAGUGACAAAUAGACUGAUACUAUGAACUGACGGCCAGGGACUAAGAAUGAUUUGCAACUAGGAACAUGAUAAAAGUGUGUGGAAGAGAUAUGAGAAGAAAGAAAGAGCGGGGGUAUCUUUGAAGGCACGUGAAUCAUAAAGUUACAACGGGGCGAGGUGUGAGAUUGACAUUCCGCUGUGACGUUUCCGAAGGGGCUGGGAUUACGGUAGUCCCGCUGAUCUUCUUCUGAAGGAUCCAUUCCUGUUGAUGGUUUCAAGAGUUCAAUUGCGACCGCAAAUAGACAUGAUUAUUCCCACGGUCUAUUCUGAUUCUAUUCCAUCUAGAUGACGUCGACUUCCUUCUCUUAUUUAUGCACCGUUUUCAGGAACUCUCCGUUCUUCUUCCUCGGAUUCGUCGCUCUUUUCGACACCCUCGUCGACGCCACCUUCCUCCUUCUGCUCGUAAGUUGAUGUUCGGUCCUUCUCUAAUUUCCGUAUGCGGGCUCCCCUUCCCCCAUUUCUGGUCCCCUAGAGCACAAAAAGACGAUUAGUGGGUGAGAAAAAUGAUCAAAAGAUGUCUUGAGGGAUGGAUUUAAAACGCAUUGAAGCCCGGAUCGGCGUCGUUAGCGAGCGGGGAGGGAGAAACAAAAGGAAGAAGUGGUUGGCUGGUCACGAAAUGGGCGGCUUCCGUUUGCGACAUCUGCCGCUGGACGGGGACCUUCCGGACGCAGAUUGAGUCUUCGAUCCGGAAGGAAAAGGGACGUUCCUGUAUCCUUUCGCACCUUUGAUCCAGCCAGAAAAGUGUAUCUCCGUGGACGGCUCCACGCCACAGACAAAGUGUUUCCGAAUGCCAAUCAGUCGGAGAGUUUCCCCUUCCGCAGAAGUCUCCCUCCCCAAUUUCUGUGUCCUUUUUUGGUGAUGGCGUGUCAAGCAGCGGCGGCGGCGUCCAUCAUUUCGUUCGGGAUCAUCGCUAAUCCCGCGUGCACCACCACCGACAGCCAGUCUCUGAUUCGGGACCCGAAAAAAUGAAACACGUGCUUCUGAAAGGGGACCUCACACUCGGCGAGAACAAGGGAAAAUGAACAUUACUUUCAGCCAUUGGAAGUGAGUUCGGUGUACUACGGAGAAGGAGUCGUCUACCAAAUAUGGCUGAGAUACGUGAGACACGUGUAUCUUUUUGCCCAAAUCGUCAAGAUUUCAUCCGUCUUCUCAUUGAUCAUGGCCAGCAUCGAACGGUAUAACCAAGGUCCACAAGAUCAUUUUCAUUCACUCUUUGCCCUUCCAGAUAUUGCAUGACGAAGCACUGGACAUUCGUCGGAUUCGAGUGUCGAACCCGUUGGUUCGUGCUCUUUUGUCUCGUCUGCGCGGCCGUCUUCAUCAAGUACAUGUCGGAAGAAGCGGUCGUCGUGACACGUGAAAACUGUUUCGGAUUCAGAAGAUGGGCGGUGAAGAUCCAGAGGGGCGAACUGGGUCACAUGGGAUGGCUUCACUCGCUCGCCAUCUUCCUCCCCUUUUUCACGCUCAUCUUCUUGAACGGCGGAAUCGUUCGGAUGCUUCGCAAACAGAAUGUUCAGCAGCUGCGCAGUCUGAUCGCCGAACUGACGCUCGGCCACGAUCUGUCUAAGAUCAGGAGGAAGAACCUUCGGAGUGCGACCCGCACGCUCAUCGUCAUCAUCUCCGCCUACCUCAUCUCCAACCUGCUCAGUCUGAUUCUCAUAAUCACAGAGUACUUCAAUCCAGGUGCUUUCCGUUUUUUGAAAAUUGGCAUAAACCCUUGACGGUCAUGGGUACAGGACAUUUUUUGACAAUUGGCAUAAACCCUUGACGGUCACAUAAACGCCAGUGAACGUCGCCGUCAAUUUAACCUCGAAUCACUUGAAACUCGCUGAUCACAUUUAGAUAAGAAGUUUUUAAUCAAAUUGUUAUCUAACAAAGUCGACAUCAAUCCAGAUGACUUUUUCCUACGCUUAAACACUACACGGACUAGACGGAGUCACGUUUACCGAUGGAAGACUCCAAAAUCUAAGCUAAGACACAACUUUUUUACUCACAGAGUGUUAUCUAAGAUGAAUCUGGCACAGGCAUCUGUGAAAUGAUCAUCUCUUUCCUUUUGCGCGGGCAAGUAGCUGAAGAUUCCCCAUUUAUGCCCCUCAUCUCCCCCUCAUCCAUUCUCCUCUCUCUCUCUCUUCUCCACGUUAAAAAAUAAAACGUAAAUAAAUAAUUUUCACUCCGUUCCUUUCCAGAUUACCUCCACGUGCAGCAUCCAGAUCUCAACCGUCUGGCCACUGAUUCCGCCGCGCUUUUGACCGUCGUCGGCAAUGCGAUCAGAUGUCCCGCGCACAUAUUCAGUAAUUCUGAGAUCCGGACUCAGUUCAGAAUAAUGCUGUGCGGAGAUCAGGAGAAGAAAGUGAGCUUGUUUGUGGACGGUGUCCAAUGGAAUUGAAGAAUUUGCAGGAAGUCAAACAGUUGUCGGAACGGCGACGGACCCAAGAGAAACUGGAUAAUCCUUGGAUGGCCCUCAUGUGGGUCUCCGCCAAUAAUCAGGCUUCCGACGACGACAGAGCCGCCUUCCUGCCUCGGGCGUUCAUGAAAAGACACUCAGCCAUCGCCAUUGUAUAG
Messenger RNA from Caenorhabditis sp. 36 PRJEB53466, 2974 nucleotides. Lineage: Eukaryota; Metazoa; Nematoda; Chromadorea; Rhabditida; Rhabditidae. The record is from the annotation of a GenBank genome assembly.